AUGGUUGUUUCACGGUGUCCAACUAAGCACGAGUAUAAAUUAUACCGCGCUUCUUUGCUGAAAAUAAUUCAUAAAAAAAGGAAUAAAGAGUUUGUUCAGGUCCUCAGAGAUAUAAAAGCAGCUCCUAGAGGCGCUGGACCUAGUCACUUAGCAAGGUUUGAUGAAAUCCUGAAAGAUCACCCACAGCUGCUUCUUGGUUUCAUUAGCUUCUUUACCAAGGCUAUGAUCGGAUCAGACGUCCCUCCCGAUCCUAAAAAGUUAGGCCCCUUUGAAACCAUUCAAACCAUGGUUGGCAAAAGAGUAUCACCAAUAUCAUUAUCAACGGUGCUUACUAUGGAUGCUGCACUUGACUACAUGGAGGAUGUGCAAGAAGCAUUCCAUUAUCAACCUGAAAAGUAUGACCAGUUUAUUGAGAUAUUGCUUACAGCUCAUACAGUUGAUGAAGCAGAAAGUGCACUUGCAAGAGUGGAGGAGCUCAUGAUAGGUCACAGGAAUCUGUUUCUGGAUUUCAGUGUCAUCCUUGCAGCUCAGCCUAAGAUUACAAUCCCUCCUAAGAAGAGAAGAAGACGUGCCAAGAGAGUUGAUGAUGCAGAAAGUGCACUUGCAAAAGUGGAGGAACUCAUGAUAGAUCACAUGGAUCUGUUUUCUAAAAUUCAGUGUCAUCCUUGCAGCCGAGCCCAAGAUAACAAUCCCUCCGAGUGCGACUCCGAGUAA
Microthlaspi erraticum is the source of this 714-nucleotide messenger RNA. NCBI's taxonomy places the organism in Eukaryota, Viridiplantae, Streptophyta, Magnoliopsida, Brassicales, Brassicaceae. The record is from the annotation of a GenBank genome assembly.